Molecule: messenger RNA, 6458 nt
Organism: Colletes gigas
Lineage: Eukaryota; Metazoa; Arthropoda; Insecta; Hymenoptera; Colletidae
Gene: msps
Product: protein mini spindles
Exons: 31
Coding region: 302-6091 (1929 amino acids)
Biological process (GO): mitotic spindle organization; microtubule polymerization; establishment or maintenance of microtubule cytoskeleton polarity
Cellular component (GO): microtubule plus-end; centrosome; kinetochore
Molecular function (GO): microtubule plus-end binding; microtubule plus end polymerase activity
Source: RefSeq, a predicted model, not a curated record
GAACGGUUAAUUGCAACAUUGACCGGGUUCAGAAAUUCAUAGUUUCGAAAAAUAUAGUUGUCUUUUUGUUUGCGUUCAGUAUUAACGGUUGGAACUCGGAAGAAGGAUUUGUAUUUGAAUAUUAAAUGUAACGGAGUCAAGGGCUACUGAAAAUUGACCAUUUGGUUGUGUAGACAAUUCUAAUAAAUUGAGUUUACGAUUUUUCAAAGUACGUUGAAUGUCCUGUCAAAAGUGAUUCUCAUAUAUCUUCGUUUUGUAAGACACAAUAUAAGGAAGUUUAAAACCCCAUAGGUUCUAAAAUAUGGAACAAAAUACAGAGUAUAUUAAAUUACCGUUAGAAGAACGAUGUGUGCAUAAGUUAUGGAGAGCACGUUUACAUGGUUAUGAAGAAUGCGUAAACACAUUCCAAUGUAUUGACGAUGAAAAGUCUCCUGAGUGGAAUAAGUAUCUAGGAUUUAUUAAAAAGUUUGUAGUAGAUAGCAAUGCUGCAGCACAAGAAAAAGGAUUGGAGGCAGCAUUAGCUUUUGUUGAAAAUGCUGCGGUAGCAGGAAAGACUGUUGGCGAAGUUAUGAAUGGAAUAGUCUCUAAAUGUAUUGCUGCUCCUAAAGCUAAGACAAAAGAGUUAGCAGUGCAAAUAACAUUAAUGUACAUAGAAAUUGAAAAACAUGAAGCUGUUCAAGAAGAGUUAUUAAAGGGAACGGAUGCAAAAAAUCCAAAAAUUGUUGCAGCAUGUAUUUCCACUCUAACAUUGGCUUUAAGACACUUUGGUCCUAAAGUAAUUAAUAUAAAGCCUUUGAUAAAAAAGAUGCCUAGUUUUCUUGAAGAUAGGGACAAAACGGUCAGAGAUAGUGGCAAAUUCAUGGUUAUUGAAAUUUAUAGGUGGAUAGGUGCUCCUUUAAAACAACAAUUAAAUACACUAAAACCAGUACAAAUCACAGAAUUGGAAGUAGAGUUCAAUAAUUUGAAAGAAGAGAAAGUUAUACCGAAUCGAUUUUUGAAAUCUCAUAAACCAAAAGCAAUAUGUAUUGUAGAUUCAAUGAGUGAGAAUGGUGAAGAUGGUAAAGAUGAUUGCGAUGGCAGCCCUAUUCCAGAAAUUGAUCCUUACGAAUUAUUAGAGCCUGUUGAUAUUCUUUCUAAACUUCCAAAAGAUUUUUAUGACAAAAUUGAAGCUAAAAAAUGGCAAGAGCGAAAGGAAGCUUUAGAAGCUUUGGAGAUUCUAGUAAAAAAUCCUAAGCUUGAGAAUGGUGAUUAUGGUGACGUGGUGAGAGCUUUGAAAAAGGUUAUAUCCAAAGAUACUAACGUACUAGUUGUUGCACUGGCAGGGAAAUGUCUAGCUGGACUAGCUAUAGGUCUUAAAAAACGAUUUCAACCUUAUGCAACAGCUUGUCUAUCGUCAAUUUUAGAAAAGUUUCGCGAAAAGAAACAAAAUGUUGUUCAAGCACUUAAAGAAGCUGCAGAUGCUAUUUUUCUUAGUGUUACUAUUGACAUUAUAUUAGAAGACACACUUGCUGCAUUAGAGAAUAAAAAUCCUGCAGUUAAAGCAGAAACAGCUGCUUAUUUAUCAAGAUGCUUUUCUCGCACACCACCACAAAGUUUGAACAAAAAGUUGUUAAAAGCAUAUACCGGUGUACUUUUAAAAACUUUAAACGAACCAGAUCCAACUGUUCGAGAUAAUUCUGCAGAGGCUAUUGGCACAGCAAUGAAAUUAAUUGGUGAAAAAGCUAUGAUGCCAUUUCUUACUGAUAUUGAUAAUUUGAAAAUGACAAAGAUAAAAGAAUGUGCAGAAAAAGCUGUAAUACACGUUAAAGUUCCUAGUGCGCCAAAAGUGACUGCGGAAAGACCAAACACAGCACCAAGUAAAAUUGAAUCAACACAAAAACCUAAAGAGUUAGAAACAAAAACUCUAAAGAGACCUAAUACUAGCACAGUUAAAAAACCAGCUAAGAAACCAUCUGCUUCGUCUUUGACAAAUUUAGCUGUUUCAAAAAAGCCAUCUGUUACAAAACCACAAACAGAGAAAAAUUAUAGUGUUGAGGAAAUAGAAGAAAUGGCAGUGCAAUUCUUACCACCCGACAUUCUAUCAGGUCUUGUCGAUAGUAAUUGGAAGAAUCGUUUAACAGCAGUUGAACAACUUCUAGAGUCUGUAAAACAAAUGGAUCCAGCAGAAGGAUUUACGCAAGUUAUUGUACGGACCUUAGCAAGAAAGCCAGGUUUUAAAGACACAAAUUUCCAAGUUCUCAAAUUACGAUUGGAAAUAGUAAAAUUCUUGGCAGAAAAUUUUCCAUUUUCAACCACUGUUUGCGAAUAUUGCCUUAUGGACAUAACUGAGAAAUUAGGGGAUGCUAAAAAUAGUACAGUUGCUGGAGAAACUCUUUUAGCAAUAGCAGAGGCAACAAGUUUUGAACAUAUGGCUGAUGAAAUAAUGGCGUUUGCCUUUAAUCAAAAGAAUCCUAAAGUUCAACAAGAAACAUUAACAUUAUUGUGUAAGGGUCUUACAGAAUUUGGUUGUGUUAUCAAUGUCAAAUCUCUAAUGGAAAAUAUAAAAAAAGCAGUUGCAGCAACAAAUCCUGGUGUACGUACUGCAGCCAUUACGUUAUUAGGAACAUUAUAUUUAUAUAUGGGUAAACCAUUGCUUGUAUUUUUUGAGAAUGAGAAACCUGCUUUACGUCAACAAAUUGAACAAGAAUGCGAAAAGCAUAACGGUGAAACUCCUCCAAUAGCAGUUCGUGGAGUAAAAAACAAAAAGGAUAAAAUAAGUGAUGACGAUGAUGAUGUUGAAAUAGAUAAGAAAUCUAAUGCCAAUGAGCUUGACAUUAAUAAUCUCAUUCCACGGAUUGAUGUCAGUAAUCAAAUUUCAGAGAGUCUUCUUAAUGAAUUAUCUGACAAAAAUUGGAAAGUGCGAAAUGAGGGUUUACAAAAAAUAAGUGCUAUUAUCUCAGAGGCAAAAUUCAUAAAAGGCUCUAUUGGCGAUUUACCUCAAGGAUUAGCCUUACGAUUGGUUGACAGUAAUAGCAAAAUAGCACAGUCGACUCUAGGCAUAUGUCAGGUAUUGGCUAUUGCUAUGGGUCCACCAGCAAAACAACAUAUUCGAGUCCUUUUUCCUGGUUUCAUACAAUGUUUGGGUGAUAGUAAAAACUGGAUUAGAACAGCAGCAAUCUCGUGUAUAAACACAUGGGGAGAUCAAUGCGGUUACAAAGAAUUUUUUGACGGAGAAAUAAUAGGAGAUGCUCUAAAAUCUGGAUCACCGGUACUUAGGGCCGAAGUUUGGAAUUGGUUAGCACAAAAAUUACCGCUGAUUCCUGUAAAACAGAUAUCGAAAGAAGAACUUCUCGUAUGUCUUCCAUAUUUGUACAGUAAUUUAGAAGAUCGUAAUUCUGAUGUUCGGAAAAAUGCUCAGGAAGCAGUAUUGGGUUUUAUGAUUCAUCUGUCUUACGAAGCGAUGGCUAGGAACACGGAAAAACUAAAACCUGGAUCGAGAACAGUAGUACUUGCUGCAUUGGAUAAAUCUCGGCCAAAUUUACCUAUUAAACCUUUACCGAAAAAACAAUCACCAGGAGAAAGUAGUCAAAAAGUUGUUAAGAGUGCUGGAGCUUUGAAAGCAUCGAAAGCCGUAGUUAAGACUAAACAGAAUCAAGUAUCAUCAAAACCUGGUAGUGCUCGUAAAAAAGACGACGAUGUCGAUACAAGUCCUUUAUUGGCUAUUAAUAAUCUCAAACACCAAAGGGUGAUCGAUGAGCAAAAAUUGAAAGUCCUGAAAUGGAACUUUACUACACCCAGAGAAGAAUUUGUUGAACUUUUGAAGGAACUUAUGACUGCUGCAAAUGUAAAUAAAACUUUAAUAGCAAAUAUGUUUCAUUCAGACUUUCGAUACCAUCUUAAAGCUAUUGAAGCAUUAACUGAGGAUCUGCCUGAUAAUAAUAAAGCAUUAGUGUCUAAUUUGGACCUUAUUCUCAAAUGGCUGACGCUAAGAUUUUUUGACACUAACCCUUCUGUAUUAUUGAAAGGUUUAGAGUAUUUGCGAAUGGUAUUCAAUCUGUUGAUAGAAGAUCAAUAUCAUAUGUUAGAGAACGAAGCAGCAUCGUUUAUUCCAUAUCUCAUUAUCAAAAUUGGCGAUCCAAAAGAUGCUGUGCGUAACGGAGUUCGGGCUUUAUUUAAACAAAUAGCAUUGGUGUAUCCAGUAAGCAAAUUAUUUUUGUAUGUGAUGGAAGGUUUAAAAUCUAAAAAUGCUAGACAAAGAACAGAAUGCCUAGACCAGUUAGGGUCUCUUAUAGAAAAUUAUGGAUUGUCCGUGUGUCAACCAUCUGCGUCUGUAGCAUUAAAAGAAAUAGCAAAACAAAUAGCAGAUCGUGAUAAUUCUGUUCGAAAUGCUGCUUUAAACUGUAUCGUUCAAGCAUAUUUUCUUCAAGGAGAACGAGUGUAUAAACUUAUUGGUCAGAUAUCUGAAAAAGAUCAGUCAUUAUUAGAUGAGCGUAUAAAGAGGGCUGCUAAAAAUCGUCCAACAAAGUCAGCUUCAACUAACAGACUUUCGGCCCCUUCAAGUGCAAACCCAAUUCCUUCCAACGAAGAUGUUAAGGCAGAAUCUGAAGAAGAAAAUGAAGAAAUAUCUGAGCCACAAUCUACUCCACCACCGCAACCACCACCACAACAGAAUGAACUACAUUCUCCAACAUUGUCGCAGUCAAAAGUAACAGGUCCAUUUGGGCUUGACAUGGAUUUUUUGAAAAGAAUCGAAUUAGAAGCACCUGUAAAGUAUAGCAAUCCUGUUCUUACAGAGGUUAAUUUAGAUGAUCUGUUUGAAGCUCCGAAUGCGUUAAAUACACCCAAAUCACCGGUGAUUUCGAUUUUUCCUCCGAAAUUGUUAGUGUCAAAGUCCGCAUCAGCAACACAACAAUUAGGUACAGUUAACGCUAGUAAAGAUGAUAGUCUUGAACGCAAAAUUCUUGCAAUGUCUAGUUUGGACUUAUCUGUUGCAAUACAAGCGAUGAACAGCAUAGACAACUUGAUAAAAUCUCAUCAAGUUUUAAGUUUGCAGUCAAAAGAAGAUCAGUUUAUUGGCUCGAUAAACAUGCAAUUAAAAUUUUUACAAACGUAUCCUUUACAACAAGAGGGUACAGAUAUCUCUAAAGGUUUUAGAAACACAUUUAUGGUUAUACUAGCGUUCUAUGAUACUGGAGUUCUUGGAAAGAAUGUUCCAUUGAUACACUUAAAAGAACUUGUGGAUCAAAUGAUUAGUUUGUUGGCUGAGAACAAAUUAAAUCAUCUACAUCAGGCAGAAGUGUAUUAUCGCGUGAUCAAUAGUAUUGUUUGCAAAAUAAUAGACAAUUCAAAUCAUACUACUAUUAUAUGUGCAUUAAUAAAGUUACUUCAUGGAUGUGCUGAAUCAACUGCACCUUCCAAGUACGAAGAAUUAGUUAUGAAAUGUUUAUGGAAAAUAGUAAAGACAAUUCCUAAUUGGGCUGCAGAUUUAAAUUAUGAUACAAUUCUUUUAGAAGUACACCGUUUCCUUAAAGAUUAUCCAACUGUGUGGUGGAAAAAACAAGAGUCUGAUACUCCAUUGAGGACAAUUAAAACAAUUCUUCACAGUAUGACUCGCGUGAAAGGUAGUACAAUACUCAGUCAUCUAACACGAAUAAAUAACACAAAAGAAUCAGAAUUGCAUUCUUAUCUCAUAAGGCUAAUUGCGGUUAUAAAAUCCAGUAAUAGUGGUAAAACUCAAGAACAUUUGUCAAAGUUUACUCAUCAACAAUUGUCCGAAAUAUUUAAAAAGAUUGGAUCUAAAGAACACACGCGAGAGGGUUUAAUGCAGCUAUAUGAUUUUAAACUUCAAUAUCCUGAAGCGGAUGUACAACCUUUCCUGGUAAAGUCUCACCAAUUCUUUCAAGACUUUAUAGAACAAGGAUUAAGAGACAUUGAUCAAGCACGAAAAAAUCAAAAUCUUAUACCUCAAACCAAUAAUCAAUACUCAACAGAUACAGCUGAGCCUGUUGAUUCCGAUGAAAAAUGCCUAAUGGAUCCAUUACAUAGGCUCGAAAAACUUCGAGCAACUGAAGCACAAUGUAGAACAACUACCAGUCAGCCGAGUCCAACAUGAAUUAACUUUUCUUAAUAUUAAUUAGGAUUGCAGUUCUUAAACUGAAUCAAGAACCAAUAACACAUAAACAUGAUAUUAAAUAAAUAGGACAUAGGUCACAAAAAGUAAUGUACGUAAGGUUAUACUGUUCAGUGCAACAUUAACUGUAGCAUUUAUGUUCAAUUUUGUUAGUAGUUACAUAUAGGUUAUGCUGCUACUAAUUAUAUAAAGUUUAUGUGUUAUAAAACGUAAUUACGAACGUGUUAUAUUACUCAUAUUUAUGGCUAUUCAAAAAUUGUAAUUAAGCUAUAACAAGCUAGUAUUAUGCUGUCUCUUUAGACUAACUUUAUUACUAAUUUUUACUUCAUUACUUUCUUAAAAUUAAAUC